CCUUAGAAAUAAUUAUAUGUCCUGUUCCUCUGGCAAGCUCUCAACCUCUCAGCAACUGCCUGCACUCCCUCCGACGCCUCUUCAGCAAGAAGACGGCAUUUUUAUGUCUACGCUACCGUGUGCCACACAACAACCUCCGAUCUCUCUCGCGCAGCACAACAUCAAAGUCCGAGACUUUGCAUAUGAGAGUGUAUUACCCCCAAUCCCUCCAAUCCCUCGACUUCGUUCUGUACAAGCAGGGCCAAGGCCCUUGAAGCGUCUCAAACGAUCACAUGGGCCGGACAUGGAUGAUGAUGAUCCCUUUUAGGGGACGGACACAAAACCCAACAGAAGGCAGUGAAUCUGAAACGCAAACUUACUGAACCAAUCAUAACCCUAGAACAACCUCAAAAUCAAUUAGCGCGCGCCGCAGCAUACAUCGAUAGGCGAAGCGCAGCUCCUUUUAAUGUUUCGCCUAUUCCUGGGCUACUUUACCAGGGACAAUCAGAAAUCGUUGGACCACACGACGACUCCACAUCCUCCCAACCUCUUCUUGUCGGUGAUUCCCAAGAAAGUGAGACUCAGGUUGACACCCCUCUUGCCACCCCAAAUGGGUCGCUACAUUUUCCGAACACCGACAGGAUCGUGGUGGCAACAUCACAGUCCCAAACAGACUCACAGCUCUUCCAAGAGGAUGUCACUUACUCCCAACUUGGCCCUUCCCUGCCAUUUUCGCAGCCUAACUUCUCGCAGACG
Messenger RNA from Heterobasidion irregulare TC 32-1, 735 nucleotides. RefSeq lists its product as uncharacterized. The transcript is spliced from 3 exons. The record is from RefSeq and is a predicted model, not a curated record. NCBI's taxonomy places the organism in Eukaryota, Fungi, Basidiomycota, Agaricomycetes, Russulales, Bondarzewiaceae. The annotation marks the transcript as partial.